This is a messenger RNA of Tribolium madens (black flour beetle), 3385 nucleotides long. RefSeq names its product F-box/WD repeat-containing protein 7 (gene ago). Gene Ontology annotation, molecular function: ubiquitin binding. The transcript is spliced from 9 exons. Gene Ontology annotation, biological process: ubiquitin recycling; proteasome-mediated ubiquitin-dependent protein catabolic process. Bases 147 to 2252 code for a protein of 701 amino acids. Gene Ontology annotation, cellular component: nucleus; cytoplasm. The record is from RefSeq and is a predicted model, not a curated record. NCBI's taxonomy places the organism in Eukaryota, Metazoa, Arthropoda, Insecta, Coleoptera, Tenebrionidae.
GUGCGGCGCUUUAGCCACGCGAUUUUGCUGAUAUUUCUUAUUCUUCAUUUAUUACUCAAGUUCGUCCAGAUAUUUGUAAUGGUGCCAAUAAAUCCUAGUAUUUUGAGAAUGGCCGUCAGUGUAGUAUUCUGAAAAGACUGUAGAUAAUGGCAGAAUCAUGUCCUUCAGGCAGAAGUAAUUUCAACCCUUUAUCUAGUAUUAACCGAGAUUCUGAACUUCCAAAACAAGACUGCACCAGCCCUAGCCCUACUGAAACUGUUUGUUUAGAAUCAUUGUGUACCACUGAUAAUGCCCCAGGUACAUCCCAGAAUCACUUAGCUCCAUUAAGUGACAAAUUAGAUGAAAUAUUUAGAAUAAACCAAUCCGACGAAGAAACAGGAAAAACAAGCUUUCUAAAUAAAUUAGGUCUAGAGGAAUGUGAUGAAGAAGACAGUUUUGAAAAAGAAGAAAACUGGGAGGAUUGCACUGAAGGAGAUCUCUCUGAAGAAAAUCAAGAGCUAGAAGAGGACGAAGAUAGCAGUGAAAUUUUUUCAGGUUCACCACCAGGUCCCCAUCAAACUACACCAAGGAGUUCUUACGCGAAAAGAAGUGGGUCGUACGCCACUGACAGAUACUGGAGAAAACGGAAGUUGGACGUGCAGAAUGGGUUUCCGUGUAAGAAGUUACUACCAGAAAAGAAAUCUGACGUUACUUCAAUGCCAUUUGAGCCCUCUGCUCGAGCGCCAACGGCGCCCGAAACCAACGGUACCACCCCAAGCGACAAAAAAUCGCGUCUCGUAAUCCCGACCAAAGACAAUCCGCCCCCGGAAAUGUCCGAUUGGCUGACCCAAUUUCAAAAAUGGUCGAACGCGGAACGAAUUCUCGCCAUCAGCGAACUGAUCGCCCGAUGCGAACCGACCCAAGUCCGUCACAUGAUGCAGGUGAUAGAGCCCCAGUUCCAGCGGGACUUCAUCUCACUACUGCCACGUGAGCUGGCCUUGAACGUGUUGUCGUUUCUCGAACCAAAAGACCUGCUCCGAGCGGCGCAGACUUGCCGCAGUUGGCGCUUUUUGGCCGAAGACAAUCUGCUGUGGAAGGAAAAGUGUCGUCAGGCAGGCAUCGACGAGAUACCCAAAAGGAGGUGCUCGCCAAGGUCUCCUGGGACGCAGAUGUCGCCAUGGAAGGCCGCCUACAUGAGACAGCACGCCAUCGAAAUGAAUUGGAGAAGUAAACCGAUCAGGCCGCCGAAAAUGCUAAAAGGACACGACGACCAUGUGAUCACAUGCUUGCAGUUUUGCGGGAAUCGCAUUGUGAGCGGAUCCGACGACAACACUCUAAAAGUGUGGUCGGCGAUUACCGGAAAGUGUUUGCGCACUUUGGUUGGCCACACUGGAGGCGUUUGGUCGUCUCAGAUGUCAGGUGCGACAAUAAUUAGCGGCAGUACUGAUAGAACACUGAAGGUGUGGGAUGCCGAAACGGGGGAUUGUAUUCAUACACUCAACGGCCACACUUCGACGGUUCGGUGUAUGCAUCUUCACGGAAACAAGGUUGUAAGUGGAUCUCGUGAUGCAACUUUGAGAGUGUGGGAUAUUAAAACCGGGGCGUGUCUUCAUGUUCUUGUGGGACAUUUAGCCGCCGUACGAUGUGUUCAAUACGAUGGUCGAUUGGUUGUUUCCGGAGCUUAUGAUUAUAUGGUUAAAGUUUGGAAUCCAGAAAGAGAGGAGUGUUUGCACACAUUACAAGGUCACACGAAUCGUGUGUAUUCACUACAGUUUGAUGGUGUUCACGUGGUCAGCGGUUCAUUGGAUACAAGCAUUAGAGUCUGGGAGGUAGAAACGGGAGCUUGCAAACAUACGCUUAUGGGUCACCAGUCCCUAACAUCCGGUAUGGAAUUACGAAAUAAUAUUUUAGUGUCCGGAAACGCCGAUUCCACCGUUAAAGUUUGGGACAUAGUGACCGGUCAGUGCCUACAAACCCUUUCAGGACCAUACAAACAUCAGUCAGCCGUAACUUGCCUCCAAUUCAACAAUCGUUUUGUGAUAACUUCCUCGGAUGAUGGAACUGUUAAAUUAUGGGACGUUCGCACCGGCGAGUUCAUCAGAAACCUGGUGGCGCUCGACAGCGGUGGCUCGGGGGGCGUCGUGUGGCGCAUUCGAGCCAACGACACGAAAUUAGUGUGCGCGGUUGGGAGUCGCAAUGGCACAGAAGAAACGAAAUUACUAGUGUUGGACUUUGAUGUCGAUUCUAACUCCAGUACCACCAUUUCUAGGUAAUUACAGACUGCAAAAAAUUGUAUGAGUGCGCGUGUUUGUAGACCUACUUUUAAAACAAAGCAUACUACUGAUGUUGCUAGGCCACAUUUGAAAUUUCAUUUAUUUUGAGAUUUGAGGUGCCCCGAAACAGGGUGCUAAAACAUUCAACACGUAUCAUCACCAGAAAUGAGGAGUCGUCACUUGUGGCGUCGAAACGGGUUGAGUGUCUUAGUAAACUGUGAAACGGGUCCAGUAAUCGAUUUUUAGUUUAAGUACCUGCACAAAACUCAGUUCAGUUUAAUUCAGUGUCGCGUAAUUCUGUGAUAUUACGUUUAAUUAGGGGUGACAUCAACAGUAUGUGAAUUUAACGUCUUGUUAUUUCAGCUGAGGACUUUUUUGUUCAAAUCUGGUGCUGUUGAGUUGGUUGUAUCCGGAAGUUUCUUUUGUGUACAAAGUACAAAUAUUGUUUUAAGAGGGAUGCCAGUGGCAUCGAGUUUGCAAUAUUUCCACAUUUGUUGUUUUUUCUUUGUAAAAUUCUUAAAGGGAACAGUCUAUUGUACUAAGGGUCUGUUCCUAUUUUUUGAUUUACAUGACAUGAUUUGCACCAGAGAGACUGAUAGUAAGUUUUAAGUUAAUGGCAUUUUAAGUAAAAUUACCACAUUAGUUUAUUUCUUAUGUUUGUAAUGGAUCAAGUGAUUGGUAAUUGUAUCACGUGGUUUAUUACAAGACAAGUUUGUUUUUUAGUGAGAAACUAUGUGGUUCAUGCUCAAGAUUCUUGUCAUAGCUCAACAUAAUUGUAUAUAGUCAGACAUAAUCCGUUUCAUCAUACAUCACUAGUUUAAUUAGUCUUUCUCAAUUAAUUUUACUCAAAUUAAGUAUUUUUAAUUAGCUCUUGUCAAAAUGUUACGAUAAUAGUUUAGUCGGCAAUCGAAAUUUUAACGAUUUUAGGAAUCCAUGUUUUAUAUACAAAAAUAGUUAACAAAUAAGAAGACACUUAAUUUGGUAUAAGCAGAAUUUUUUCGUUUUGUUCAGACUUUCCAAAUUUCUUUCUUGAUUGGUGAAUUUUAAUGUAAUAAUUUCAAAGUCUGGUGUUGUUAAUGUUAUCAUUUCUUAUCUGUAUUUGUUGUAUUUAUUUUAUAAAACAAUUACUCUUA